AUGAAUACGGGAACAUCCGUCCGUCGAAAUCUCUUCCAUCAAAAUCUGAGCCGUCGCCCUGCAUCUGCAGGACCUCCCAAUGGAACCGCGCCCUCGAUGAAUACCAAUGGCCUUUCAAACCGCCCCUCCAAUAGGUUAAAACCAACCAUCUCCGAUUCCUCUUCUCGAAGCACAAAACUGGCCGAAAAUAGAGACAUCGUGGUUAGAGAUAAGAAUGGAGGAUAUAAGCUUGACAUGCCUGCUCUGCCCAGGCGGCUAGCUGGUGACAACGGGGAAGAGCACGAUGGGCUUGAACCUGGCGAAACUAGUUUCGAUUCAUUGGAGAUUGAACGGGAGAAAGAAAAUUAUGAGGCUGCAAUAGUCGAGAUGAUGAUCCGCCAUCGCAACAGACAGUCAAGUGGUGAGCCGGAUGAAAUUCUAAAUAUUGUUCAUCAAAGCUUGAUCAAAAAGGCUAGUUCCUUGGACGACGACAAUUGGAUGUUUGAGCCAGAAUUCGAGACACGACUAUAG
Penicillium verhagenii is the source of this 510-nucleotide messenger RNA. RefSeq lists its product as uncharacterized. The transcript has 3 exons. Lineage: Eukaryota; Fungi; Ascomycota; Eurotiomycetes; Eurotiales; Aspergillaceae. The record is from RefSeq and is a predicted model, not a curated record. Bases 1 to 510 code for a protein of 169 amino acids.